Messenger RNA from Salmo salar (Atlantic salmon), 2139 nucleotides. RefSeq names its product G protein pathway suppressor 2. Gene Ontology annotation, molecular function: transcription coregulator activity. NCBI's taxonomy places the organism in Eukaryota, Metazoa, Chordata, Actinopteri, Salmoniformes, Salmonidae. Gene Ontology annotation, cellular component: transcription regulator complex. The record is from RefSeq and is a predicted model, not a curated record. Gene Ontology annotation, biological process: regulation of transcription by RNA polymerase II.
AAACUGUCGUUAAAUUAUUGAUGCUAAAUCGGGAUUUGCUUUGCAAAUGUGUUUAGCUAGCUAGCUCACUAUAAAGUCAGCCUUGGCGUAUGUUAUUUAAAAGUAGACAGAUCACUGACUUUUCAAAUCAAUAUUGCUAGUUAAUGCUAAACUGCUAGUGUGAGAUUACCUACAAGGUAACAGCCAGAUAGUAAGUAAUACAAGCUAGCUAACGCGUAAUAUUUGUAACGGGUUGUUAGCCAGUGGCAGCUAACUAGCGAUACAAUUUAGACGAAUGUAUUAUUGACUAACGUUAUAGUUUGUCAUUAUUAGACUUAAAUCGGGGAGAUCGAGGAUGUGAUCAUGAUUUUGUGAUAUGAAAACUCUUAGGCCUACCUGUACCGCUAUGUCUGUCCGGUACAACUGCAGUCCUUCCGUGGGGUGAUGAAAUUCAUACUUUUAAUAAACACCUAUCUUGUACAACCACCAAGCUUUCCUUAGCGCGAAUGCGCUUGUGCCAAUUGAAUCUCAGUUUAUGUAGCGAACGUUAAAUGUCACGUCUCCAGUUAAGAAACACAAAUGAGGAAAAACUCGGUGGUAUGCGAUACGUUUCUAUUAAAGUAUGAAUUCCAGCACCCCGCGGAAGGACCGCAGUUCUACAGGACAAACAUAGCGGUACAGCUGGCCCCACCAAUUCCUACCAUCAUGCCUGCUCUACUAGAGAGGCCUAAACUGUCCAAUGCCAUGGCACGCGCCCUGCACAAGCACAUCAUGCGAGAGCGAGACCGCAAGAGACAAGAGGAAGAAGAAGUAGACAAAAUGAUGGAGCAGAAGCAGAAGGAGGAGGAGGAAAGGAAGAGAAAGAAAGAGGUGGAGGAGAGAAUGUCUUUAGAUGAGACGAAAGAGCAGAUCAUGAAGAUGGGGGAGAAGCUACAGGGGCUACAAGAGGAGAAACACCAGCUCUUCCUCCAGUUGAAGAAAGUGCUCCAUGAGGAGGAGAAGAGACGGAGGAAAGAACAGAGUGACAUGACAACCCUGACAUCUGCUACGUACCAGCCCAGCAUGGCUAUCCACUCAGGACAACAUCUGCUUAGCAUGCAAGCAGGUCAAGUGAGUCAUGGCCGGUCUGCUGCUCUGCUUGGAGAACGCAGUAAACAGCUCUUCCAGUCCCCUGUCCUUCCUGGGCGUCACUACCAGAGCCAGCCAGGGAUGAGCUCUGUGGGCGCCGAGCAUGGGCAAUAUUCAGCCAGCCAGGCAGCCCAUGGCCCCUACGGCCAGCUCACCCAGGCACAGCACGCCUCUCCCUUCGCCACCAGCCAGCAUGUCCCUGUCAGCUACGCCAGCAGCUCACAGCUCAGAGGUGCCUCAGCGUUCCAGGCCAUGCAGUACCUGCCUCACCAGCAGCAGGGCUACGCUGUACACAGCCACUUUACCUCUCAGCCAGGAUUAAUCCCCAGUGCUGGGAUCCCUCUACAGAAGCAGCUUGAACAUGCUAAUCAACAAUCUGGUUUCACUGACUCUAGUACUCUACGGCCCAUGCACCCUCAGACUCUUCAUGCCUGUGCUGCAGGCCUGCUGCCUACCCCCUCCCUCGCAGUGCAGAUCCCUGCUGCCAAGUCUGGCUUACCGUAUGCCCAUCCCCCCCGUCCAGCCUCUCCGGGAAGCUUUACCCAUGGAACACCUCCACAGCAGGCUCACCCAAGCCACAGGAUCGGGAAGUUAGACCUCUAACCCAUCGGGAGAAAUCCCAACAAUCCAGCAGACCCAAUCUGACAACGUUUCAGAGCUCUCCUCAACCCACCCCUCGGCAUGCCUACCUCUCCCACAGCCAAUCAGGACAGAGGUUCUACCACCACAACAAGUAACACCCACCACCAGCAAUUACUGAAGGGCAUCAUUCUCCACACAGUUUGUCUUCAACUGCUAACAUAGUACAUCAAUGCAGUUUCUUCUGCGAAAAGACUCUACUGUCAGUAUAUAUAAGCAUGUUUUUUUUUCCUAUAUUAGUAUUUCAGUAGAAUCAAUCAUGACAUAACAUGAGAGAAUUUGUAUAUUCAGAACAAUGGUGCUGUUUACAUUGUUGAUGUAUUACCAAAUUAAACCAAUCUUAAAUGCUCUGUGCUCCUCACUUUUUACUGAUAAUAAAAGCCUCUUAAAAUA